This is a messenger RNA of Solanum stenotomum, 765 nucleotides long. RefSeq lists its product as uncharacterized. The record is from RefSeq and is a predicted model, not a curated record. Lineage: Eukaryota; Viridiplantae; Streptophyta; Magnoliopsida; Solanales; Solanaceae. The coding region runs from base 20 to 589 and encodes 189 amino acids. The transcript has a single exon.
CACCAACACACACACAAUAAUGGAUCAAAAUUUGGUAGUGGUAGGAAAGAAGUUUUGGAAAAUUGUUCGAGUGGCGUUAUGCAUGUUAAGAAAAGGUAUAUCAAAGCAGAAAAUAGUGCUUGAUAUCAAAUUAAUGAUGAAGCGUAGUAAGAUUGGUAGUUACAAAGCCGUGGUCCAAAAUCUCAUGUUCCACUUCCACCACCACAACCAAAACAAAAACCUUCAGUUCGAUCACGUCGAGAGUGGUAAUUUACCAUUUUGCCCUCCACAUGAGGAUGAGUAUUAUGAGUUUAGCUGCACUAGCAGCCCAAAUUUGGACAUGAAAAAACACACUACUAGUCAUGAAGAGGAUGUUGUGGUGAUGAAUGCGGCGGUAAUGAGAGCCGCAUUGGAGAUGAUUAAGGGUGAAACAACGUCACCUGAUAAUUAUUUUAGUGGGUUUGGGAGACAGUUGAGGGUUACUGACUCGCCUUUUCCGGUGAGAGAUGAGGUGGAAGAAAUGGAUAAUCACGUAGAUGAGAAAGCUGAUGAGUUUAUCUCAAAGUUCUACAGAAAUUUGAGACGACAAUCCUCAUUUUCUGCUUCAUAAUGUUGCAAACAAUAUAUUUAAAAAAUAUGCAUGUUUUCUUGAUUUGUUAAAUCAAUCCUAUUAUAGGUUUUUUGCUUUUGUUGGAGCUGUACAUGAAUAUUAGUACUCUAUGUACGUGCUCAAAGACCACUACUAAAAUAAAAGCAGAAUUUGGCGAUGAAUAAAUUUCGUAGCUA